CACACUUGCCAAUUUGUCAUGGGGACGACAUUUCUAAUUGAUAUCUAGUCGAUAUAAUUAUAGCACGGACAAGCGAUUAUACAAAUGUUAGUACAUUCACAUCAACUACAGUACCUGUAAUUAUGUCAUACGCGGACCAAUGAAAUUGUCCUACUGUACAUUUAUAAGGCGCCCUCUUCGUUUUCAUCAUGCACUAACUUUAUAUCCCAUCGGAUAGCUGUUCCGGUUGCAAGAUCUGGAUUCUCUUCGUAGGGCAGAUACUGUACUUCUCGAGAAAAUACUCACAACCGUUUUUAACUCACAAAUAAUCAGAAUAUGGACGCGGCAAAUAAGUCUGGAAAACAAGACGAGAUAGGCCUAUCCGUAGUGCUGAUAGCUUACGUUUUUAGUAUCAACAUAUCACUGAUGCUGCUAAUUUUGUCUGCAAACUUUAUCGUUCUCUUUACCAUUCACCGAAACUCGUCUCUGUUUAAAAAACCGAUUCAUAUUUUCGCUGCAUCUUUGGCGCUCGUUGAUUUUAUGAACGGUUUGGUCGGCGUACCAUUUGCUAUUGCUGGAUACGUAUUACAUGCAGUGCAGAACCAGUGCAGUGUUUGGUAUUUUUCUCCCAUCAUUAUUAUUAUUUCAAUGUCCGUUGUCAACUUGAUGACGAUGACAGCGGAUAGGUGGAUCGCGGUUCGGUUUCCCUUUCGAUAUAGGAUCUGGAUGACUGCUGGUCGAGCUGUUAAGAUAUGUACUUUUGCGAACAUGUUUGGAUUCGUCAUAGGCAGUAUGCCAUACAGCGCCACACUGGUCGCCAGCUUUGUCGUUGAGUUGAACGAAACAUCCGUAGAUAACUGCGACAGAUUAUUUUCGUUGUAUAGGCUCUACGGCGAUUUUGUAUUUGCUUAUGUUAACGUGACUCUGACAGCACUGUGCAUUCCAAUCAUGUUAAUAGCGUACGGGUAUAUCUUCAUAAAAGCACGGAACCACAUGAAGCAAAGGGAAAUGCGUAGAGGUAAGCAUAUUAGCACAUUAGCAAUGAAGGCUUGUAAAACAUGUGCUGAAAUUCUGAUUGUGUUCAUUUUAUGCCUAGCUCCGUCGACUAUCAAGGAACCCGUAGAGAACGCAAUAGAUGACGGCGCAUCAUGGUUGGUUUGGUUUCCAUGGUUUUCGGACGCACUGAUUAUUUCGAACUCAUUUAUGAAUCCGCUUAUCUAUUCUCAAAACAACGACGACUUUAAAAAACAAUAUAAAAAGUCGAUCGAUUUCAUUAUAUCGAAAUUUAGGCCUAAAGUCAGGAUAAAAGAAAAUGAUAAGGAUAUUCAGCUUCUUUCUGUUUCCUCACGUACACCAGUCACAAAUUAGCAGUGUCGUAUAUGAGUAUGGACAUGGAGGAGCGCUGCUCUAAGAGGAGGGGAUUGAGUACGGUAAUCGAUGAUUAAGUAAGGUGCGUUAGCCGCCAAAAUAAAAUAAAGUUAAUGAGGUGAUUUGUAACUAGCUACUUGAGUAAUAGCUUUUGUUCAGUAUGGGUAAGGGUUGGGGAGGGCCCAAGCUUUGGGUGAGCGUGCGCUCCCCAAUCCCCCCAUCUUCGUAGACGCAGCUACAAGUAGUGGUGCUCAAGCAAGGUGGUCGAAACGCAUGUACUUUGGUAAUAACAUUGUGUUUGAUAAUAAUGCGCAACCGCUUCCGUUACAACGUUAAUAUAUGCAAUGGAUCGAAUGUAAUAGAGCUAUGGAUAGGUAGUUUAAUGAAGUGCUUAGAUUGAAGAAGAAAAAUAAAUAUUACCGUAUUACUGAUUCCUCGAGGAUCAUACUUAGAAACGUUAAAAAGCACCAAAAGCAUCAAAAAUAAUUUAUCGUAAUAAAAAAUAUACAAUAGUGUAAUUUGAAAUUUCUUACAAUUAUUUUCCAUGCUAAUUUGCAGUAUUAACGUAUCAACAGAUUUCGGACCCAAAUGCGUCAGAAAGUUUACGCUGUUAGGUGGUCACCGAAGUCCAUGGGAAGGCACACCAUACAUAAUUGGUCAACAUAAACGCGCAUUGGAGAGCCAGACAGCUCAAACUUACACGCGUUUUUUUUAUAAGAACCAUACGAAACAGUUUAUUAUUGGUCAGCCAAGGGGGACGCUUCUUUCCCCAUCUUUUCUGCUGGCCCACACCAAAUUCAGCUCCCACCAUGGUUGAAUCCAGCAAAUUUCAAGAUUAGGUGCCUCUAGAUUUUCGAAAACGGCACUCUCAUACUGUAAAAUCAGUGUUUCUGCGACAAAAUAAGUGAUUUCUUUUUCCCGGGGAGGGACUAGGGAGUUCCCAGACAGUAUACCGUAAUAAAAUUAAUUUAAAUUAAACAAUGACUGUACGACCAACUGAUUUUAUUCAUAAAUCUUCGUGUAUAUAUAUAAACAAUCAGUAAAAACAAAAUAAUCGGUCACUGUAAUUAAACCAAGUCGUGGAAUAUGGUUACUAAUUAAUAUCAUUCUCCAGAUCAACUGGUGUUAGGUGAAUUAGGUCCUAUUAUUUUCAAAUCAUAUCUGUUUAUUGCGAUACUACAUUCAAGACUCUACACAAUCUUCUACAAAAAUAUUACUAAAAAAGAGGAAAAAAGAAGAAAGAAACGGAGAAAUGUUGUACCGUAUCUAAACAGCUGUCGGAAUAAAAAUGUGCAUUAUCAACAUGCUGCUCUCUCUUUGAAUGGUUAUCGUCUCAGUACAUGAGCCCUAGCUGCAUGCUUGGCAAUCUUCAUAACCUUGUUAUCGCCACGGAUCAUUGGUAACGUUAAAACUUACGUAAACAAUUUUAUGGUAUUGAAUGAACAUAUAAUAGGCCUACUUGGAC
Anneissia japonica is the source of this 2812-nucleotide messenger RNA. RefSeq names its product adenosine receptor A2a-like. NCBI's taxonomy places the organism in Eukaryota, Metazoa, Echinodermata, Crinoidea, Comatulida, Comatulidae. Gene Ontology annotation, molecular function: G protein-coupled receptor activity. The transcript has a single exon. Gene Ontology annotation, cellular component: membrane. The record is from RefSeq and is a predicted model, not a curated record. Bases 316 to 1347 code for a protein of 343 amino acids. Gene Ontology annotation, biological process: G protein-coupled receptor signaling pathway.